UACUGCCGCGAGCACGAGCGGACGCGAGAACGAGGCUAAUUCGACGUCAUCAAAACGCGUUCUAUCCACCGAUGGGAGGCCAGGCAGCUUUUUUUUGUAGAGAAUAAAAAGCUGUAUUUUAAAUCUUUACAUUUUCCCGGAAAGCAUUAAUAGUUGAUUUUAGAUCUUGAAUGCUUUUAUGUGUAUUGGAAAGUAUACAGUCUACGUAACAAUAUAAAUAUGCCUAUCCAUGGCACUGUGUACAUUUAAAUAGCCGUGAACUAUUUUUAUUUCGUGUUUUCGUUGAUAUUACGUCCACUUUCACCGCGUGUUUUCAGUUGAUAAAAGUUAAUUUAAACAUUUCGGUUGCCUCAAAAUGUCCUGUUCAGCGUUCUGUUGUAAAAAUACACAAAGCAAGGACGCGAGUGUUCUGUUUUUUAGAUUUCCUUUAUGUGAUCCAGUCCGGCUGAAACAAUGGCUGACGAACAUGGGGAGAAAUAAAUGGAUCCCAUCUGCAUCGUCACAUCUGUGCAGUAUGCACUUUGAGGAGGAUCAGUUCUUGUCAGACAGAAAGGUCAACAAGAGGCUGAAGACCACCGCUGUGCCUACUAUUUUCAUCAAACUACCACAUUUUGCCACACAGACCAGGGCCACACAGACCAUGGCCACAAAGACCAAGGCCACGGCGACCAGGGCCACGCAGACCAGGGCCACAAAGAGCAGGUCGACACAGACCAUUGCCACACAGACCAUGGACUCACACAUCAUUUCCACACAGACCAUUGCCACACAGACCGAGUGGGUUAGUGUAAAAAUGGAGGAAAGUGAAAGUAUGGUUUCUAGUUUAGUCUCUUCUUGUUCUUCACCCAGUUAUCUUGCUGAGCUUCACAGGGGGUCUGGUCCGGUUGCACAUUUGUGUCCUGUGUUGGAUAGUGAGCCUGUUACCAGCAUUGACAUACAAGAUAGUGGUAGCAUUCCUUCUGCUGAUUAUAGCGACGUGAGCGUCGGACUUGGGGUGGAAAGGGGACUGAGUACCCAGGGCCCUCAUGUGAGGAGGGCCCCAAAACUUGCUAGAAUGAAUAGCUGUGGAUACGGUGAGGGGCCCAUAGACAAUGCCUUUCUACAGGGCCCAGAAUUUCAUGCUACGCCCCUGUAUAGCGACGUCAGUGUGAAACUAGAGCCUGCCGAGGAGUCCGAAGUCGUUGUGAAACUAGAGCCUGCUGAGGAGUCCGAAGUCGUUGUGAAACUAGAGCCUGCUGAGGAGUCCGAAGUCGUUGUGAAACUAGAGCCUGCUGAGGAGUCCGAAGUCGUUGUGAAACUAGAGCCUGCUGAGGAGACCGAAGUCAUUGUGAAGCAAGAGCCUGCCGAGGAGACCGAUUUCGUUGACAGUGUCCUUCCUGAUUACAUUUUUAAGCUUGUCAUCAAAGCUGAUGUUAAUGAGGCCGCCGCUGAGGACAAUGCUGACGUUGAUGAGGUCGCUGCUGAUGACAUAACCGAGUGUACCACAAGCGGAGAUUCAAAAACAGCUAUUCUUGAUCACGACUACUUGUCCAAAAAACAAAAGGAAAUCCGCAUGUGCUCCGAUCACACGUACGGGAUUUCGGAGUCUCCCGUAAUACUCAAACGUAGAGUGAAUGAACUAUGUGGUAAUCUUGUUGAAGAUCGUAAAAAGUUCCGGUUGAAGUGUCAGGAGAUGAGUAGAAUGAAAUCCAGACUGAUGUCCUUAAAAAGUCUGAAAAAGGGUCUUCAGAAGAAGUUGAAUUUGUUGCAGAAAAAGUUUAAUGCGUUGCAGAAAUGCAGACCUUACAGAGGUAUGGUGCAAAAUGUCCAGGAGCCAUUUUACCUCUGGGUUCCUUGUGUGUGAGAGAGUUUAGAUAGCUUACAGCUAGGGCUGGGCAAUAUGGAGAAAAUCAAUUAUCACGAUA
This is a messenger RNA of Perca flavescens (yellow perch), 1904 nucleotides long. Its product is annotated as THAP domain-containing protein 5-like. Lineage: Eukaryota; Metazoa; Chordata; Actinopteri; Perciformes; Percidae. The coding region runs from base 356 to 1843 and encodes 495 amino acids. The record is from RefSeq and is a predicted model, not a curated record. Gene Ontology annotation, cellular component: nucleus. Gene Ontology annotation, biological process: regulation of transcription by RNA polymerase II. Gene Ontology annotation, molecular function: RNA polymerase II cis-regulatory region sequence-specific DNA binding; DNA-binding transcription factor activity. The transcript has 3 exons.